This is a messenger RNA of Rhizopus microsporus ATCC 52813, 818 nucleotides long. Its product is annotated as DNA repair protein. Gene Ontology annotation, molecular function: damaged DNA binding. The record is from RefSeq and is a predicted model, not a curated record. The coding region runs from base 177 to 638 and encodes 153 amino acids. The transcript has 4 exons. Gene Ontology annotation, biological process: nucleotide-excision repair involved in interstrand cross-link repair; UV-damage excision repair; nucleotide-excision repair, DNA damage recognition. Lineage: Eukaryota; Fungi; Mucoromycota; Mucoromycetes; Mucorales; Rhizopodaceae. Gene Ontology annotation, cellular component: nucleotide-excision repair factor 1 complex.
CUAUGUAGCUCAACCAUAUUAUCGUAAAAUUUAUCAUAAUUGUACUAUCGAUAUAAUAGACUGAUACACUUGCUUUCUACCUUUCUCUAGCACCCUCUGCAGAUCCAUCAGAGAAUCCAAAGUGUAAAGAGUGCGGUUCUAUAGACCUAGACCCUGUCUUUUUCAAUGUGUUUCAUAUGAAUCUGUGCUCGAUCUGUAAAGAGAAGUAUCCAGAAAAGUACAGCUUGAUUACUAAAACGGAGGCUAAAGAGGAUUACUUACUUACGGAUCCUGAACUGAAGGAUACGGAGUUGCUUCCACAUUGGUCAAAGCCAAACCCUCAUAAAUCAACAUGGAAUGAUAUGAUGCUAUAUAUUCGAGAAAUGGUAGAAGAAUAUGCUUUCAAAAAAUGGGAUGGGCCAGAAGGACUGGAUGCUGAAUAUGAAAGAAGAGAGGCGCAAAAAAAGGCCAAGAAAGAGAGGAAAUUUAAGGAGAAGUUGGCAGAUUUAAGAAGGAGAACAUUGACUUCGACUAAGGAAAGAAAACGACAGGAAGGACCGCAUAAACAUGAGUUUGGAUCAACAAUACGCGAUUCUGAAGGAAAGACAGUACAAAAAUGUUCAACUUGUGGUUUAGUUGUAGAGACAGAAGAAUUAUGAUAUAAGUAAACUGAUGAAUAAAAUGUCCACAAUAAGGUAACUGUAUUAUGCAGUCAUUGACAACAUUUUAUUGUUUACAAUUAGCUUCUUUGGGAGAAUAUCGAGAUUACAAAUAUUAAUUGGAAAAAUAGAUAUGUACAUGUUGUUGUUAUUACUAUUACUAUUACUAUUAUUAUUAUU